Plasmodium gonderi is the source of this 414-nucleotide messenger RNA. RefSeq lists its product as hypothetical. Gene Ontology annotation, biological process: mitochondrial electron transport, ubiquinol to cytochrome c. The record is from RefSeq and is a predicted model, not a curated record. The transcript has a single exon. Bases 1 to 414 code for a protein of 137 amino acids. Lineage: Eukaryota; Apicomplexa; Aconoidasida; Haemosporida; Plasmodiidae.
AUGGCGAUGAAAGCAUUACUUGACAGUAGGAAAUUGUUUGGCAGAGAAAACAAUCUAAUAAACAUUAAAAAAAACUAUAUAUGCUUUCAAAGAAGUGCACUUCGAGAUAAUGUAGUAAAGAAGGAAACUCCUAAAUUUGAACAGAAACCAUUGGGUUCAUACCCAGUCCCUCCAGAAGCGGAAAUGAUGUGGAGAAAUAGACAUACUGCAUAUGGUGGAUACAUUCAGCAAACGGUUUCUCCCUUUCAGCAAAAAAUUAUGUACCCAUUUUGGCAUAUGGCUUUAGCUAGAUGGUGGGCGAAAUUUUCAUCCUACGUGUGGUGGUGGAUAUGGCCAUUUGCAAUAACUAAUUUAAUUUUAUGGAAAAUGUUUCGCGAUUCGAAAAAGUACGUGCAGCAGAAGCAUUGGUACUGA